AUGGAGUUUAGUCCCAGUAGUUCUCCUGUACCCAGUUUGCUUGAUAAGAAAAUAAUGGUUCAUUGGCGUUAUGCCCCAAGACCGGUGGAUAUCCAAGUAGCCCCUAUCUUGACCAAGCUACGAUCAACAGAUCAGCCAUCCACAUGUAUCGAACCAGAUAUUGAAGCACUCGAAACAUCGGAUUAUCUCAAAGAAAGUCUUUUGGAGAGUCAAAAGAUAGAGAUUGUUCGCAAAGAAAACUUUUUCAGCGAAGAAGUGACGGAAGAAGAACGAGACAUUAUUGCUAAGCGUGUGGCAUUGCAACAAAAGCAAUUUGCCGAAUUUGAACGUCGAGACAGACUUCGAAAGUCGGCAAAGAUUCGUGCUAUCUUUGAUUAUGUCAAUGACGAAGAAGUGCAAGAAAUGCUGUUGGAUUGUGACGAGCAGGAGGAUGAGGUGAUCUAUCGCCUUACCAACUCGCAAUAUCUGAUUCAGAUUCGAAAAGCCAUCGCUACAAAAUACGCUCAUCAUGAUAUUGCCAAAAUUGGCACUAUGAACACCGAUCAGGAAAUAGCUUACAAGCAACUAUUGAAGAAGCGAUCCUCCACUCUGAAAAAAACAACCAGGGACCACUUGAAAAAAUUGGCGCUAGAUGAUGCUCUUAAACAGGCUCAGGAACAUCAUGUGGAUCCUGAAAAGGCUUUCGAAGGGUGGUCUCAAGCCCGUAUUCGCGCGUAUCAAAUGAUUGAUGAAAAUCCAAAUAGCUAUUAUUAUCGUUUCAACGCACCCGGAGAAGAGCAGCGCAAGGGUCAAUGGACAGAGGACGAGAAAAAAGUCUUUUUUGAACGUUUGCGCGAAGUCGGUGCCAAUGGCCAAUGGGGCAUCUUUUCGAUGAAAGUGCCUGGCCGCGUAGGAUAUCAGUGUUCCAACUUUUACCGACUCUUGGUGGAGACAAAAAAGAUCAAAGAUCCGAAUUACGUAUUGGACGAGCGGGGUAAAGCGCAUUAUUUAUUCGACAAGAAACAUGCGGAUGGUCAGAUUCGCAAAACAUUUCGAACUCAUAACAAGCAGAACAACAGUGGAGAAUCUACCCCAACGCCGACGGCGAGUGAACCAUGUCCAUCGACUCAACGCGGCAAAGGAAAAGGUGUUGCAGGUUCUACCGAUAUCGAAUCAUCAAGCAACACAAAGGAAAGCCGUGCCACAAGUGCCACUACUAGACGCCGUCGCCGUCGUGGCCGAUGGGGAGACUCUUCGGCUUCCGAUAGUGAUGAAGACGCAAGCAAUUAUGACGAUGACGAUUCUGGUAUUUAUGCUACACGAGCCACCCAAGCUGAAGAGAAAGAAAGUGACAGUCAGCGUCGCAGUAAGCGACGCCGACGUCCGACACUUGCGGCUGUGGAAGCGGGACUGGUGGCUAAACCGCAAUGUGCAUGGGAUAUGCAUCUCAAAGGAGGAUCAUCUGACAACAACGAAAAUCAUGACGAAGGAUCGGAUGGCGAAACAGAUGAUGAAAACGAGACCAAUGGAACGAAUCCAUUACCAGAAUUUAUUGAUCCUAUCACUCUUGACGAGGUGGUCAAACCGGCCAUCUCCAAAUAUGGUCAUGUGAUGGGGUACGAUAGCUGGGUGCGCUGCUUGACAAGCUGGGAAGGCAAACGAAAUAUUUGCCCACUGACAAAGAAACCAUUGACAAAACGGGACUUGGUGAUCCUCGACUUUGAAAACAUCGAUGAAUACAGAGACAAAAUUGUUAAUUUGUGA
Messenger RNA from Radiomyces spectabilis, 1743 nucleotides. RefSeq lists its product as uncharacterized. The transcript has 9 exons. Lineage: Eukaryota; Fungi; Mucoromycota; Mucoromycetes; Mucorales; Radiomycetaceae. The coding region runs from base 1 to 1743 and encodes 580 amino acids. The record is from RefSeq and is a predicted model, not a curated record.